Messenger RNA from Armigeres subalbatus, 1161 nucleotides. RefSeq lists its product as uncharacterized. The transcript is spliced from 3 exons. The coding region runs from base 1 to 1161 and encodes 386 amino acids. The record is from RefSeq and is a predicted model, not a curated record. NCBI's taxonomy places the organism in Eukaryota, Metazoa, Arthropoda, Insecta, Diptera, Culicidae.
AUGGUCGGGGUAGAGGGUGCGCCGGUCCAAAAAUCAUCGGCGGCGGCCUUUGUCAAAAUUUUGACCGGUGGCGGCGUUUCCGGUUUCACGCCGAAUGCCAUUUCAACCAGCAGCGGCGGCGGCGUGAAUCGUUCUGCACCCCAGCCCCACUCAGCUGUUCCACCUGUUCCUCCCACUGUUCCCAGCCCACCCCCCACCCCACUCCACCUCCUGUCUGUUCCCACCACCACCCUGUUCACCCCCAGCCCAGCCCUGUUCACCCCACCCCCUGUUCAGUCCAGCCUCCAGUUCCAGCUCCCAGCCUGUUCCCACCUGUUCCACCUCCACCUCACCUCCCUGUUCCCCAGCCUGUUCCACCACCCACCCCACCCUCACCCAGUUCCUGUUCCCACCUGUUCAGCUCCCCCACCUCCACCUGUUCCAGCUCCCAAACUCCACCUGUUCCACCAGUCUCCUGUUCCACUCAGCACCCCUGUCUCCAGUUCCUGUUCUGUUCCCAGCCUGUUCCAGCUCCCACCUCACCUGAGUUCCUGUUCCAGCCCAGCUGUCCCACUCCCAGUUCAGCCUCACUUCACUGUCUCAGUCUCCCAGCCUGUUCCACCCACCAGCCUGUCUCACCUCAGCCCAGCCUGUUCCCAGCCUCACCCCACCAGCCCCACCAGCCUCAGUCCCAGCUCCCUGUUCACCUCCAGCCCCACUGUUCCAGCCCAGCUCCCACCCACCCCUGUUCUCUGUUCCCACUCCCACCCCCACCUCCACCACCUGUUCACUGUUCACCCCACCCCAGUUCCCUGUUCUGUUCCUGUUCCCCCAGCCCCUGUUCCCACCCCACCCCAGCUCCACCCUGUUCCUGUUCACCCUGUUCCCACCCCUGUUCCCUGUUCCACUCUGUUCCUGUUCCACCUCUCCAGUUCCCCACUGUUCCAGCUCCCAACCAGCUUUGUUCCCCAGCUCCUGUUCACUCCCUGUUCCACCCUGUCUCCCAGUUCCUGUUCCACCCUGUCUCCAGCCACCAGUCUCAGCCCUGUCUGUCUCCUGUUCCCAGUUCCACCUGUUCCUGUUCCAGUUCCUGUUCACCUGUCUCCUCCCCUGUUCCCAGCCUCCCUGUUCCACCUCACCCCUGUUCCUGUUCCCAGCCAGCUCCCACCAGCCCCAGCCUAG